UAUUUUUCGUGUGUGUUGCAGGUUUUUAUCGCUCCCUCGCGGUGUAUUUUAUCUUAUUCUGAGCUUCUAGCUCUGGGUGUUUUGAGUUCGUAAUUUACGUGAAAUAAAUCAAGCAACCGAAAAUGUGCGACGAAGAUGUUGCGGCGUUGGUCGUUGACAACGGCUCUGGUAUGUGCAAGGCUGGUUUCGCCGGUGACGAUGCUCCCCGUGCGGUUUUCCCGUCCAUUGUCGGCCGCCCUCGUUACCAGGGCAUCAUGGUCGGCAUGGGACAGAAAGACAGCUACGUUGGUGACGAAGCUCAGUCCAAGCGUGGUAUCCUGACUGUGAAAUACCCGAUUGAACACGGCAUUGUCACAAACUGGGAUGACAUGGAGAAGAUCUGGCAUCACACCUUCUACAAUGAACUCCGAGUCGCCCCCGAGGAACACCCCGUCUUGCUCACUGAGGCUCCCUUGAACCCCAAGGCCAACCGUGAAAAGAUGACUCAGAUUAUGUUCGAAACGUUCAACACCCCUGCCAUGUAUGUCGCCAUCCAAGCUGUGUUGUCUCUGUAUGCUUCUGGUCGUACCACUGGUAUCGUGCUCGAUUCCGGUGAUGGUGUCUCACACACAGUGCCAAUCUACGAGGGUUAUGCCUUGCCCCACGCCAUCUUGCGUCUCGACUUGGCUGGCCGUGACUUGACCGAUUACCUGAUGAAGAUCCUCACAGAGCGUGGUUACUCCUUCACCACCACCGCUGAGCGAGAAAUCGUUCGUGACAUCAAGGAGAAGCUGUGCUAUGUUGCCCUGGACUUCGAGCAGGAAAUGGCUACUGCUGCCAGCUCUAGCUCCUUGGAGAAGAGCUACGAGUUGCCCGAUGGUCAGGUGAUCACCAUUGGCAAUGAGCGAUUCCGAUGCCCCGAGGCCCUCUUCCAGCCUUCCUUCUUGGGUAUGGAAUCUUGCGGUAUCCACGAGACUACUUACAACUCCAUCAUGAAGUGCGACGUUGACAUCAGGAAGGACCUGUACGCCAACACUGUGCUGUCUGGUGGUACCACCAUGUACCCUGGCAUUGCUGACAGGAUGCAGAAGGAGAUCACUGCUCUGGCGCCAUCCACCAUGAAGAUCAAGAUCAUUGCUCCCCCAGAGAGGAAGUACUCCGUCUGGAUCGGAGGUUCCAUCCUGGCUUCCCUGUCCACCUUCCAACAGAUGUGGAUUUCCAAGCAGGAAUAUGACGAGUCUGGCCCGUCCAUCGUGCACAGGAAGUGCUUCUAAAUCAGCAGUCGGUUGUUUUCCAACGCCUCCCUUACCCUGCCCCCCAACAUCAUGCAGUUCUGAAAAGAAUCACCCGUCAGCAUUCCGGAAAUUUUUUGUCUUUCGCUUAUCGUUUUUUUGCUCUUCUCACAUUCCUGCCGUAGUUUCUGUUUUGAGAGCGAUGGCAGUUUCGGAAAUGAUUUUUUUUCUUGCAUUCCUAAUUUUUUUUUCGCGGUCGAACAUUCGAGAGUGAAAGGGUUUCUUUGUGUGUGCGAAUUCGAGGGAGCUUUUCGAGCGGAUGUUUAAGUUAUUUGCUAAAGUUCUUCACGCUGAUAAAAUGCGAGAUAUAUGGUUUUUGCGCAAACGUGAAA
Messenger RNA from Notodromas monacha, 1603 nucleotides. Lineage: Eukaryota; Metazoa; Arthropoda; Ostracoda; Podocopida; Cyprididae. The record is from the annotation of a GenBank genome assembly.